This is a messenger RNA of Engraulis encrasicolus (European anchovy), 1541 nucleotides long. RefSeq names its product cathepsin O (gene ctso). Gene Ontology annotation, molecular function: cysteine-type endopeptidase activity. The record is from RefSeq and is a predicted model, not a curated record. Lineage: Eukaryota; Metazoa; Chordata; Actinopteri; Clupeiformes; Engraulidae. The transcript is spliced from 8 exons. Gene Ontology annotation, cellular component: lysosome. Bases 320 to 1351 code for a protein of 343 amino acids.
UUACAUGUCAGUUGCAUGCAUGGGCGCCAUGUUGAUGAUGCGUGUGUCGUCACACAAAACACAAGCUCGGGAACUCGUUGUUCUAUACUUCCGCCAGAGAUCAACCUCGAUAAUUAUCGAUCUGACAUUGCGUCACCAAAUGUUCACUCCCACUUUCCCGAGGUUUUAGGUCGGCUUUCUGGGGAUUCUCGACUUUUUGAACGAGGUAUUUGAUCUACCAGUGCAAUGACUAUAUCAUCACAGUGGUCACUGCAGUCAUCAGAGUAGUAGUAUCAGAUCCUCGUACCUUUCUGCUAUUCAAAAUUGAUGCUGUAGAUAAAUGGAGAGACUUGUCGUUUUAGUUUUGCUUUUGUAUCAGAGACUAGAUGUCACCACAGCAUUCCACCUGUCCCUGGGAGAACACGAAGGGACUGAAUCCAAAUAUAACGCGUCCACUGAGUUUGCGUUAUUCAAGGAGAGAUUCCAGAGCAAGUACAGUCCAGAGGAAUUUUUACGACGUGCAAUCAAUUUUGAAAAUUCCCUCAAGAGGCACACAGUUCUAAACGCACCUUCUGAGCACCGAAACUGCUCAGCCAGAUAUGGUGUCAAUCAGUUUUCCCACCUUUCCCCCCAGGAGUUCAGAGAGUUGUACCUAAAUGCCCAGGCUGAGCCAGUCGCUCAGUAUUAUAACAGUAGACAAAACCAGACCCGCCAUGUUGGGAGAGAGCUGCCCACCCGCUUUGACUGGCGCGAUGAGGGGAAAGUCGGCCCGGUGCAGAAUCAGGGAUCAUGUGGGGGAUGCUGGGCCUUUAGCAUUGUUGGGGCGAUAGAAUCAGCCCAGGCCAAAGAUGGCGGCUCCUUGGAGGAGCUGAGUGUGCAGCAGGUCAUCGACUGCUCUUACAAGGACCAGGGCUGCGAUGGAGGCUCCACCAUACGGGCCCUUGGCUGGCUUAGGGAGACCCAGGUGAAGCUGGUGAAGAAGUCUCACUAUCCAUAUAAGGGAACAUCUGGAAUUUGCCAUUAUUUUGAUCAUUCAGAGUAUGGCGUUUCAGUCACCAAUUUUGAGGCCUAUGAUUUCAGUGAAGAGGAGGAGCUGAUGAAACAGUGGCUGGUGGACUACGGGCCUCUGGUGGUUACCGUGGACGCCGUCAGCUGGCAGGACUACCUGGGUGGCAUCAUCCAGCACCACUGCUCCAGCCACUAUGCCAACCACGCAGUACAAGUCAUCGGAUACGACACCACGGGUGAUGUGCCAUAUUGGAUCGUACGGAACUCCUGGGGCGCUUCCUGGGGUAUCGACGGCUACGUACACAUUAGAAUCGGCAGCAACCUGUGUGGUAUUGCAGACACGGUGGCAGCGGUGUUUGUGUGAUGAGCACAAGUGCUUCAGGAGAUCCAAGGGGCAUGAGGCCAGCGACUUGGAACUUCAUCAAAGGGACCUAAAGUCACACUACCAGGCCUAGUACCAUGUUGACCAGGACAGAACACAGAUAAGGAUGGCAGCAGUGUGUGUGUGUGUGUGUGUGUGUGUGUGUGUGUGUGUGUGUGUGUGUGUGUGUGUG